Lucilia sericata (common green bottle fly) is the source of this 622-nucleotide messenger RNA. RefSeq lists its product as uncharacterized. The record is from RefSeq and is a predicted model, not a curated record. Gene Ontology annotation, biological process: septate junction assembly. NCBI's taxonomy places the organism in Eukaryota, Metazoa, Arthropoda, Insecta, Diptera, Calliphoridae. The transcript has 2 exons. Bases 257 to 532 code for a protein of 91 amino acids.
UUCUUCCGGUUAUUUAAAAAAUAUCUUUCUUCUAAUUUCUGUGUGAUCAGUUCCGUUACUCUUCUAAUGUGUCGUAAUUCUUCACUUCACUUCUAUAUACAAAAUCUUUCCUCUGUGUAAGUCCACAAGCCAAAAAUAUAAAUUCUUGCUAUUAAACUCAUCCAUUUAUUUUAUUCCAAAUAACUUUUAGAUUUUUACCAUAAUUUGUAUAGCUUUAAUAGAAUGUGUCAACGAUCACUCGUACAGCAGUCAAGCCAUGUUGAUAUGUGGUACUCUAACAGGUUAUCUGAUCAUCUGCACGGCUUUAACAAUUGGUGAACUUUUGGAUUCCAUACUUGAUAAACGUCUAAGUUGUCUUUUUAAUUUGGCCGGCUUUAUUUUAUUUAUAGCCACGGGUGCUGUUAUAAUUGCUAUAUGGUCUCCCGAAUAUUUAAGACAUAACGAUAGAAAUGCUAUUAUAGUGGCUGGUGCUGUGGCUAUAGUUAAUGGUUUUAUUUUCAUAAUAGAAAUGUUUGUGAUUUUAAGAAGUUAAAUGAAAUGGAAUUUUUGAAUGUUUUUGGAAGAAUAAAAAAAUCUUUUGAAAGAAAUAAAAAUUUUAGGAAUUUUAUGGUAGUUUUUAGAU